AUGCAUGGGUCAAUGAUGUCAUCGCCGGGCGCUCUCUCGCUAAACGUGCCCUUCAGAGUGGAAAUGGAUUCACGACUGACCCAUUUGGUCAACAAUUGUCAAUCGGACUCGUCGUCUGGUCUACAGAGUGACGGCCUGUUGAUGGGGUCAACGUCUGCGCCACUAAACCGCAACCCUUUUAGUAUCGAUGCGUUGACUUCGAGGCCAUUCGUAUCGCCCGUAAGCGGACAACUGUCCAUUGGAUGGCAAUCACGGCCACUGCUCAACGCCUUGUCUAACAAUUCUCGCAGUAAUGGCUCAAUUGGUUUAAUCGGCAAACACAACAAUAAUGGACCAAAUGGUGCGGACGAGUGCUAUAUUGUUGACAUUUCUGGUCACGAAGACGACAACACGACGGAUUGCGAGUCAAUACAAAACAAUUGUAAGGUAUGUAAGGUAUGCGGUGACAAAGCCAAUGGCCGUAACUACGGGGCUCUUACAUGUGAGGGCUGUAAAGGUUUUUUCAGGCGAUUCAGUAAAAAGAAACCCAAGGAAUGCAAAACUGAAGGGAAAUGUAUCAUAAAUGUGUUUAACAGAGGGAAAUGUCAAGAGUGCCGAUACAACAAGUGUCUGAGUGUCGGUAUGAGUCCCGAGUUAGUCAACCGCAGGGGUGAGAGCGCUGACAUAAACCCAUCAUUUGUCGGCACACAGGGAGACAAACAUAAGCCCAACUCCACUACUGUUUUGCUUUUUCUGGUUAUGGAUCCCAAACACUAUCACAUGACCUCCAAUAGGGUUACCAACUUAUCCAAUGCCAUACAAGCGUUGUCUGGCGAGCAAUUCAUCCCAUGGCUCGUCAAUUUACAGAAAAAGUUUGAGACACCGUCUGAGGCAGACAUAAACAAAAUUCCUAAAAUAGAAUCGGGUGUUUUAAAUCAAGAUCACGUGAUGGGAAUGACGGUAUUAACAUUACAAUUAACUUUCGAGUUUUUUAAACAAAUACCCGGUUAUAACGCACUUUCAGAGGACGAUAGGGUCGCUCUUUAUAAGUCGCGAUCGGCCGGAGUAAUGAUGUUAAAGGCUGCGCGCAAUUACGAGUGGCGCACCGAUACCAUAAAGUACGCCACAAAUCAGCGCUACACCCGUAAGGACCACGAGAUUGCAUGCGUUGGCUACACAGCCGACCCUUUGUAUGAUUUUUGCCGAUGGAUGACCGAACGCGGCGUCGAUGCCAUAGAGUACGCACUGAUCACUGCUAUCGCGCUCUUCGAUGAGAGACCCGGUCUAUCGGAUGGGCAGACAGUGACCACAAUUCAGGGUAAAUAUAUUGACGUUUUGAAGGCAUACUUGGAUCAGCGCAGGCCUCCCAACACAGACUAUUUUUACCGACUGUCCGCUAUUGGGACACGACUGCAAACUCUGACGAAUGUCAACACCGAGACGUGUUGGGCGUUGAAAACACUGAAUCUGGUUGUGCCCCCACUUUUGGUCCAAGUUUGGGACAUUAACGUUAAAUGUCCUAUUUUUAAAAUAAUUCUCAACCCAUAUGUAUGGGAUAAUUAA
Molecule: messenger RNA, 1542 nt
Organism: Medioppia subpectinata
Lineage: Eukaryota; Metazoa; Arthropoda; Arachnida; Sarcoptiformes; Oppiidae
Source: the annotation of a GenBank genome assembly